This is a messenger RNA of Prunus armeniaca (apricot), 390 nucleotides long. The record is from the annotation of a GenBank genome assembly. Lineage: Eukaryota; Viridiplantae; Streptophyta; Magnoliopsida; Rosales; Rosaceae.
AUGGGUUCCCUUACAAAAAUCCCCCCCAUACUUAUAACAACUCCAGCAAAAAUUUCAGAACUUUUGUCACAGAAGAAUAAUAAAGCUGAAGAUAUUGCUGAUGGAGCUGCGAAAUCCAUAAACUUUUCAUCUGAGGACCACGAUGAUGUAGCUCGGAUCGGCAAGAUGAGGUAUGAUGCAUUGAUCAUGGAAAUUAAACGCCUGAAGAUACGUCUAAGAUGGUAUCAAGAAACAUUGGGGAAUGAGAAAAAGAAAGCGAAAUUCCACCUUCGAUCAGUCCAAAUAAUGAAAGUGAGGAUGAGGAAGCAGAAGCACGCAAAGGGUUUAACCUGUUCCGCGAGUUUGCAAGAUGUGUUGUUCCAAGCUACAACUGGGACGAGAUCGCCAUGA